Messenger RNA from Pan troglodytes (chimpanzee), 1928 nucleotides. It is a transcript of the gene RTP2, whose product is annotated as receptor transporter protein 2. Bases 1007 to 1684 code for a protein of 225 amino acids. The record is from RefSeq and is a predicted model, not a curated record. Gene Ontology annotation, biological process: detection of chemical stimulus involved in sensory perception of bitter taste; protein targeting to membrane; protein insertion into membrane. Gene Ontology annotation, cellular component: cell surface. The transcript has 6 exons. Gene Ontology annotation, molecular function: olfactory receptor binding. Lineage: Eukaryota; Metazoa; Chordata; Mammalia; Primates; Hominidae.
AAGUGACAUUAAGCAAAGAAAUUCUAUAAGGACUAGGACACAGCUCCCCCAAGGCCUAUGCCAGUAUUAGUUCCUCGGAAAUAAUACUACCAUGAUUUCCUAUUUCCAGAAACCUCAGUGCUGCCACUAAAUGGUUACCUUCUUCAUAUACAUUCAUGUAUCUGAUUACUUCUUUGACAGAACCCUGGCGGGGGGAACCUUAUAUCAAUGAACAGGAAUUAUAAACAGGAAGAACUCAGCUUGAUAGAAUAAAGGAUUUCCUGUGUCUAAAGAUGGAACGGGCUUUGGGUGAGCAUCUGAACUCAUCACUGAAGGUGAUUUAAGCUUAAGAUGUGUGGAGUCUCAGGACAGAAGGGCCAUGGAAGUCUGGGGGCCAUUUGCGGAGGGUUGUAACCUGUAACCUGUAACCUGAAUUGACCUGCACUCCAGGGAUCAAGUUGUGUCUUUCCUUGUUUUUUUGUUUGUUUGUGUUUUUUUCCUAACGUACAGAGGCUUACAGUUUCAUACAUAUCAUUUUCUAAUAGUGAGGCUAUAAUCUAUCUCCCAUCAUUUCUACCUGGUGCACCCUAUUCUUCAGUCACAUGGAGAAGCUCACCAUUUCCCAAACCCGUGAGGCUUCAGUGUCUUUGCAAACACCAAGACCCCUGCCUAGCAAGUCUCUUUUCUCCAUUUACCCUCCCUUCAGUCCCUCUCUUCUUCCAGCCUGUGAAUUUCUUCAGCCUGAACAACUGUGAGCGUCUGUACAGCAGAGCCAUUUAACAGAACUGACUGAGGGGCUCUGGCCCCCAAAUCUUUCUUUCGGAGAUCUACUUGAAUGUGUGUAAAGUUCCACUCUGAAUCAUUCCUUUGGGGAUCAGGAAUUUCCAGCUCUUCUCGAAAAGAUGUGGAGACUGAGAUCAUCACCCAAUUUUAUGCAGCCAGUCACUGGCAGAGCUGAGAGGAAAAUCAAGAUCUGGCUCUAGACUCUGAGGGCUGAGCUCGAACUGCCACCUCUGCCAGCAGGACCAUGUGUACCAACUUGACCACUUGUGAGUGGAAGAAAGUCUUCUAUGAGAAGAUGGAGGUGGCAAAGCCAGCGGACAGCUGGGAGCUCAUCAUAGACCCCAACCUCAAGCCCAGUGAGCUGGCCCCUGGCUGGAAGCAGUACCUGGAGAAGCACGCCUCAGGCAGGUUCCACUGCUCCUGGUGCUGGCACACCUGGCAGUCUGCCCACGUGGUCAUCCUCUUCCACAUGUUCCUGGACCGUGCCCGGCGGAUGGGCUCGGUGCGCAUGCGCGUCUUCAAGCAGCUGUGCUAUGAGUGCGGCACGGCGCGGCUGGAUGAGUCCAGCAUGCUGGAGGAGAACAUCGAGGGCCUGGUGGACAACCUCAUCACCAGCCUGCGCGAUCAGUGCUACGAGGAGGAUGGUGGCCAGUACCGCAUCCACGUGGCCAGCCGCCCGGACAGCGGGCCGCAUCGUGCAGAGUUCUGUGAGGCCUGCCAGGAGGGCAUCGUGCACUGGAAGCCCAGCGAGAAGCUGCUGGAGGAGGAGGUGACCACCUACACCUCUGAAGCCUCCAAGCCGAGGGCCCAGGCGGGAUCCGGCUACAACUUCUUGUCUCUUCGCUGGUGCCUCUUCUGGGCCUCUCUCUGCCUGCUCGUUGUCUACCUGCAGUUCUCCUUCCGCAGUCCUGCCUUCUUUUAGUGGAGCUGGUUAAGGGUGGGAGAGGGCACAUGGGCUUGAGAGUGGGGAGGACACAGUCUGGACUUGAUCCUGCUACAGAUUCAACAUAUGACUGGACAAUCCGGUCACCUCUCUGAGCCUCAGUUUAUGCAUCUGCGGAAUGAGAGGAUUGCAUUAGAAGAUAGGCAAUGAUUCUUUCACUGGAUGUGACAAUAAUGGGGGGAAGGGGAAAAGGGUGUAAUAAAGGUUUUAGAGCUUGCCAGGA